AUGAAUGAAGAUAAGGAUGAGAACUUAAAAACUUUUUCAAGGUGUAAAUAUCCUCAAUCGUUGAUGAUAGAUAUGUCUAGAUCUUAUAUGACUAAACAGGAUAGAAUAAAUGCAUUAAAUUUAUAUAUUGAGAAAUCUUCUUAUAACCCUCAAUUGUUACAAGAUGAUGAAGAAGAAGAUGAUGAAGGUGAGAGUGAGACCAUUGGAGAUAUUAUUCUUCGUAUAUUAUCAAUAGUAUUUCCUGAUAUAUCUCCUGGUUUAUGGUUUUUUAUUCAUUUUAUAAUGAAUUUAGUAGUUAUGUGUGUAAGUUUAAGUUCAUUAUCGGAGCCUAAUAUCCAUGAUUCUAUAUCAGAACCUAAAUAUAAUAGUAAAUUUAUAUAUGGAAGUAUGUAUUGUAGUUUUUUAAUAUUAGGUAUAAAUAUAGGUUCUUUUACAAUAUUAAUGUCAUUGCAUGCAAUAGUUCAGAAAUUUAUAUUAGAAAAAUUAUUACAACCUAGUGCUUUAUGUGCAGCUUUUUAUAAUACGGUUGAUCCUGAAUUAGUUUAUUUAUUUUGGUCUUCUAUACAAAUAAUAUAUUGGAGAACAAAUAUAAUAUUAAAAUCUGAAUCGAAUGAAAAUAAUAAUAGUUAUUAUAUAUUAAGAAUAUUUGGUUAUAAGGAUGAUGAAACACCUUUUAUGUUUUUAAAAAACAUUCAUUGGUUGAUUACAUUUCCUAUAUUAUUAUAUAUAGUUUUUGCUGUAAGAUUAUUAUUUUUGUCUAUUAUAUCUUUUAUUUUUGAAUUGGGUUUUUUAAUGAAUGCUCAUGAUUUGUUAGGUAAAUAUUUAAGAAAGUAUGGUGUAUUACGAAAAUUUAAUAUUGAAUGGUUUAUGUUUGUAGCUGAUAAACAAGAAAAUAUAAGAACAUUAUUUGGAUAUGAACUGUAUCAAGAUGAACGUAUCAUGAAACAAAUUGAAACUGAUGAUAUUAGUAGGAAGUAUAUACAAAACACAGCUGAAUUAUUAUUAUUUAAAAACUUACCUCGUAAUUGUACUUGUUGUAAAAUAACAAUAAAUAGAAAUAAAAAAAAUACUAUGAAAUUAUUAUUACCACCUGUUUUUGAAGCAAAGAAUAUUAUAAAAUCAGAAAGUUCUUCUCUAAAAAAUUGGCUAGCUUGUCAUUAUGUUGUUAAUACACCACCAUUAUUGUUUUUAUUAAAUAAUAGUAUAGCCCUAACAAAUAAAAAUUCCAUAAGAAAUGCAAGUGAUAUAUUUUUUAGACAAAUUAUUAUGUCCUUGAAAAUAUAUUAUCAAGAAAAAAAUGAUACUUAUGCAUUUACCACAACGCCCAUACAUAACAACAACAUCAAUAAUAUUAAUAAUAUUAAUAAUAAUAAUAUUAAUAAUAAUAAUAAUAAUAAUAAUAUGUCUAUGGAUGGUCUAAUACAAAGUAGUAAUAUUCUCAAUAUUAAUACAAAUGAAAAAAAUUCAUUUCUUUUAAAACACAAAAAAACAUAUCCUUCUAAAACAAAUAUAAAAAAUAAACUAAUUCAACACGACAAAUUCAAAAAAAAAAAAAAAAAAUUUUAUACUAAUAAUUCAUCUGAUGAUGAUAAUGAUGAUAAGCAAAAAAAAAUUAAUCUAGAAAAUAUUUUUCAUGAUGUAGAUACAUAUGAUGCAAAAGGGGAUGGGUCGAAGGAUGACAAUUUAAUCGAUCAGAAUAAAGAAUCAAAUAAUAUAAUAUAUGAAAACAAAAUACAAAACAUAGAUUCUAUUAAGUUAAAUGAAGAUGUGAAAAAAAAUAAAAAAAGAGAUCCAUCAAAAAAUAAAUCCAAGCAAACAGCUAAAGUAAAAAAAAAAAAUAUAACAAGUGAACAUAUAAACGUAAACCAUAUAGGACAGGCGUCCCAAAAAAUGAAGGAAAAUGAUAAAAAUAUUGAACAACCAAAUGAACAAAAAAAUAAAAAAAAAAAUAAUAAUAAUAAUAAUAAAAAAGAUAAAAUGAAUAAUAUAGAAACGGAUCACACAGUUAAUUAUAAUGCAAACAAUAUAAAACUAACUAAUAAUUACAUGGAAAAUAUUUUACAUAAUAAUAAAGAAGAAAACGGUAAUACAAUUAAAAAGGAAUAUAUAACAAAUGAUAUAUGUGAGACUACUAUGAAUAUAAUAGAAGAUGAUGAAUUAAAUGAAAAAAAAAAAAAAAAUUAUGAUAUUAUAUCUACAAUAAAUGAAAAUAUAGUGAACGGUUUGGACAAAAAAAUAAAAAAUAUAAAUAUAUAUCCAAAUGAAAUAUCUAAUGUGGAUAAUCAUAUACAUAAUAUAAAUGAUGAUAAAGAUAUAAAAGAUGGGUCUCAUUUUUAUGAUAUGACAAAUUCAAAUAUGAAUAAUGCAAAGUUUAAUAUAUUAAUAACACCUUCAUUGUCAACUAUACAAGAUAAAAAAGAUAUUAAUGAAACAUGUGAAAAGGAAUAUAAACCCAAUAAAAUGAACCACAACAAUAAUAAUAAUAAUAAUAAUGAUAAUAAUAAUAGUAAUAUUAUUUGUGGGGAUGAAAUAAACCAGACAUUACAAUAUAUUUUCAAAGAGAAUCAUAAAGAUGAAUUUAGGAACGAACUAGAAAAUUAUAAUAGCAUUUCAGUUGAUGUAAAAGAUUUUAAUAUUGAUGAUGUUUUGAAAAAAAAAUAUACAAAUGAAUCUAUUCAUCAAAUGGAAAUAAAAAGAUUUGAACAGGAUGAAGAUAAAUGUAUAGACAUAGAAAAAAAUAAUGAGAUAAUACAAAAUGGUAAGAACGAAAUAUGGCAUAGUAAUAAUAGUAAUAGUAAUAAUAAUAAUAAUAGUAAUAUAGAAUAUGAUCAUUUACAACAUAUUGAUUAUAAAAAACACAAAUUACAGUUCAAUGAUAUUCCUUUAUUGGGAGGUUUUUUUUUUAAAAGAAAGGAAGAAUGCAUAGAUCCUAAUAUUUCAAACAUUAAUAAUAAUAAACACUCAUGUAAUGAAGAUGAUGUGAACAAUAAUGAAAAUGUAGAAUAUCAUAUUCCAUUUUAUAAAAAAAAGAAAGAAAAAAAUAGCAGGAAAUUAAAAUCGAGUGGGAAGGAAAAACAUACAUAUGAAAUUAAUAAAUGUAGUAAGAAUAUAAAAAAUAAAUGGUCUUUAAAUAAGAAUAAUACAUAUUAUUAUCAUUCACAUUUAAUUAACGAAGAACUGAAUAUAUUAGAAAGAAGUGAUGCUAUAAAUAUAAAAAAAUAUGGAGAAUAUAAUAAGGAUAGUUUUAAAUUUUGUAAGAAUAUGUUUAGAUGUUUAUUUUGUAGAAGAUAUAAAAAAGAAGAAAGAUUAAAUAAGAUUCGGAAGGAUAUUUCUUUAGAUUUAGAGGAUCCUUUUAUAAUGAAUGUAAAAAGUCCUAUACAAUUAACAUUAAGUGGUAAUGAAUAUAUAACAAAAGAUAUGAUAGAAGUAUUUUUAAAACCUGAAGAAACAGAAGAAUUUAUGAAAGAAUUUGAUUUAUCUGGACAUGGAAAAAUUGAUAUAAUUAUGUUUAGAAAUGCAAUAAAAAGAGCUAUAUCAUGUAGAAAAAAAUUUAUAAAAAGUUUAAAAGGUCAAGAGAGUAUUUUAAAAUUAGUAAGAAGACUAAUGUCUAUAUUAUUAUCAUUUCUAGCUUCAGUUGUUUUAUUAUUUAUGUUUGGAGUAUCUGCAGAUACAAUUAUAGUAACAGGAGCAGCAUUUAUAACAGCAAUAACUGUUAUUUUAAGUUAUAUGUAUACAAAUUUUAUAACAUCUGUAAUAUUUAUAGCAUUUUCAAAUCCAUACAAUAUAGGAGAUAGAAUAAGAUUAGAUGGUGGUGAGGCUAUGUAUAUAAAAAAAAUAAAAACAUAUACAACUGAAUUUGAAACAACAACUGGAAAAAUAGUAAUAUAUGAAAAUUCAAAAUUAAGUAAUGUUAAAAUAUAUAAUGAAAGUAGAUCAAAAAAUGCAUACAUAGAUAUAUCAUUUAAGGUUGAUAUUAAUACACCAUUAGUUGCACUUAAAGAAUUAAGAAAAAGUUUACAAUAUUUAGUAGAUAGUAGACCAAGUGAUUUUUGUAAGACUAAAAAUUUAUAUUUUGGAUAUUCUUUACAACCAGGACAUUUUUAUGAAAUAAGUUUUUGGAUUAAAUGUGUUGAAGGCUGGGGUAAUUGGAGAAAAGUUUUUGAAUUAAGAACAGAUAUAUAUGAUUUUAUUAUAUUACAAUUACGCAUUCUAAGUAUAUCUUAUAGAUUACCUACUCAAAAAAUUGGAUUUACAGCUCCUCUUAAUAUAGCAGAUGGUUACAAUAAUAAUAAUAAUAAUAUCAAUCCUACUAAUAUACAAUCUAAUUAUAAUAUGAAUCGUAAUAUAAACCAUAAUAUGAAUACACAACAAGCUAAGAUUAAUUAUCCACCUCAUGGAAAUAAUAAUUAUCCUACUCAUCAUCUUAGAUAUAAUAGAAAUAAACCUCUACAAUAUAAUAGCCCCACAAAAGAAGCAAGAAAUAACUUAUUUAUAGAAACAGCAAAACAUAAAAGAGAAUUUGACAAUACCUCUCUUCAAUUUGAUAAGGAACAUGAUGAAGAUUCACCUCAUAUGAUGAAUAUUAAAAAUGUUGAUAUGACGGAUGAAUAUUUAAGAAAAAAUAACGUCAGAUUGUUAUAUAAUGGUUAUGAAAGUGUAAAAAGUUGUAAUGGUAAUAAUAUGGACAUAUCUAAAGAAAAUAGAAAAGGAUACAAUAGUGAAUACAACAGGGAACACAACAGAGAAUACAACAGUGGGUAUAUGUAUGAAUCGUAUCUACAAAAAAAUAACGAUUAUAAUAACAAUAAUGAUUAUAAUAAUCAUAAUGAUUGUAAUGAUUAUGAUGAUCAUAAUGAUUAUUUUAUGCAUAGUAAAAAAUUGAAAGGAAAACAUGAUUUUACUACAAAUAUAAAUCCAAAUAACAAUAAGGAAAACAUUUUGAUGAAUACAUUUCAAAAUAAAAUCGAGUCCAUACGCUCAAAAAAUAAUUACCUUGAUGUAUAUUGUGAUAAAACAUUAAAUGAAGACCAUAAGGUGUAUAAUAAUAUACCUUAUAUUAACAAUAAUGAAUAUAUAUACAAUAAUAAUAAUUAUAGGACUAACAAUAUAUUAUAUGACUAUAAAAACAUGAAAUUAAAAAAUUCUGAUAAUUCUUAUUUGUAUGACAAUGAAAAGAUAAUUCAAUGUAAUUAUUUACAAAAUAUUUCAAAUGUCGAUGUAGCUAAUCAUAUAAAUAAUAAUCAUAUUAAUAAUAUGAAGAUUAAAACAUUUGAUCAUUUUAAUCCUACACACACUUAUAAUGAUGAUAUAUAUACACCACACAAAAAUAAAGGUGCACAAAAUAUAUUUGAAAAUAUGUAUGAAUUAAAAAAUAUAUGUAACAAUAAUUGUGAUGAUAAAAAUUAUUUCUCAUAUGACAGUUCUUCUGGAUAUGAUAGUUAUGAAUGUGUUAAACAUUUUACAUAUCUCCAUGAUAAAAAGAAUAACGUUUUAUUAAAAAGAAGAAAGAUGAAAAUGGCAUAA
Messenger RNA from Plasmodium gaboni, 5523 nucleotides. Its product is annotated as mechanosensitive ion channel protein. NCBI's taxonomy places the organism in Eukaryota, Apicomplexa, Aconoidasida, Haemosporida, Plasmodiidae. Gene Ontology annotation, biological process: transmembrane transport; monoatomic anion transport. The transcript has a single exon. The coding region runs from base 1 to 5523 and encodes 1840 amino acids. The record is from RefSeq and is a predicted model, not a curated record. Gene Ontology annotation, cellular component: plasma membrane. Gene Ontology annotation, molecular function: mechanosensitive monoatomic ion channel activity.